Vanrija pseudolonga is the source of this 1473-nucleotide messenger RNA. It is a transcript of the gene march5, whose product is annotated as E3 ubiquitin-protein ligase MARCH5. The transcript has 6 exons. Gene Ontology annotation, molecular function: zinc ion binding. Lineage: Eukaryota; Fungi; Basidiomycota; Tremellomycetes; Trichosporonales; Trichosporonaceae. The coding region runs from base 1 to 1473 and encodes 490 amino acids. The record is from RefSeq and is a predicted model, not a curated record.
AUGAGCGCGACCACGCAGGACCACCACCACCACGACGUCGGGCCCGAGGUGGUCGUCGUUGACGAGGACCCGUGGGCCGCGGCGGCUGCGGAAGCCGCCGACGACGUGCAGAUCGACGACGACCCCUGGGCCGACGAGCAUGACGAGCUCGAUGCGCACGCGGUAGAGGCCUCUUUAGGCGGGGUACUUGUGCGCGAGGCGGAGCGCGACGCGGCCACCGCGCCAGCACCAGCACAUGCCAAGCCAGCGGCGCAUGCCGAGGCCGAGGCCGAGGCAGGAGCGACCGCGCCAGAGCUCGUGCCGCUCCCGCCCGACGACGAAGACGAUGACGAGGCCAAACCCUCCCCCGUGCGGGCCGACACGCCGCUCCGCGAGCUAGAGGAACGCGCCGCACCACUCGGCGGCAAGGACACGGCCACAGCGGACGCCGAAGAGAAGCAGUGCCGGAUCUGCCUUGGCGGCGUCGAGGACGAGGAGGACAUGGGGAGGCUGAUCAGCCCGUGCUUGUGUACCGGCAGCAUGCGUUAUGUCCACGUCAAGUGCAUUAACCAGUGGCGAGGUACUGGCCCGAACGCGAAGAACUUCCUCCAAUGCCCGCAGUGCAGCCACCAGUACCGGAUCCAGCGGACGCUGAUCUUCGGCCUGGCCACGUCCAAGAAGAUCCUGGCGCUGGUCACGCUCGUGCUGUUCACGUUCCUGACCCUCGUGGCGGGGCAGGUGCUCCUGCGCAUCCUCAUGGCGUCGCUGGAAGAAGCCAACGCCGCGAAGAAGGCGGCGCAGGAGGCGGCCGCGCGCGGCGAGCCCGCGCCCGAACCCGUGUGGGAGAGCGAGAGCGGCGGCACGGCAAUCUACGUGUUUGGCGCAGGGCUCAUGUACGACGUCAUCAUGGAGGCCGUCGACACGUUCCUCGAUAUCCUGAUGGACGGCUACCGCGCGUGGGGGCGCGGCCGGAAGGGCUGGGUCGCCAACGCCAUCAUGUGGUUCCUCUUCCGGUUCAUGCUGGGCAUUGCGGCGCUCGGGUCCCUCAGCUUUUUGAGCCUGCUCGUCUCGCUGUCGCUCUUUGCGCCGCUCCAGCUCGUGCACACGUUCCGCGGCACAGGCAUCUUCGACGGGCUGCGCAACCGCCUCCGCGGGAGAGGGUAUCUGCUCGUCGUGGCCAUGGUACUCAUCGGCGUGUUCAACAGCAUUGUGCAGGUGUACGACGUGGUGCAGGCGAUCACCAUGAGCGGGCUGCAAUACGUCGAGACGCAGAUCCUCGAGGUCAACGCCGACGCGCCCGCCGAGCGACAGGCGCCGCCGACGUGGCGGCAGCGCUGGUGGGCCGAGCGGCGGUGGCGCACCAUGCAGGGGUGGUACGAGGUGCUGACGCGCGCGUGGGUGUGGCUCAAGGAGCGGGUGCGGGCGUGGCGCACCGCGACGCAGGAGCGCGUCCGGGCCGGGUUAGAGCAGGGCCGCGAGGUCGAGGCGAGGUGA